GCCCUCUAUCACAGAUUCUCUAGCUCGAAUGGAUAGCACCAAUAACCGAGCGGCUGAAAGUCAGGGCCAGCGCUUAUCAACAUAUGCAUCAUCAUCAUCGUCUUCCUAUCCUCAUAAUCCAAAAAAUUCACCAAAAACACCAAAGAAAUCAUCGACGACGGUGACAACUGCUACCACCGGAGCUGCUGACAAGUUAUCCAAUCGCAGCUCGAGCAAAGAAGAAUCCCUUUCACCGCAUCGUCUUAUUUCCGGCUACAACAGCUACACUAGCAUUAAUUCCCCAAUAGCAAAAGAGAAUCACACAGAAUGUGUUCUGAAAUGUACUUGCAAACAUUCUAGCUAUACUUCAUUGCGAUCUCCGAAACAGCACGGGCAGGGUGGAGUUGCAGCGUGUGGAACGGUAUAUGAGAAAAGUGUUCAGAAGAUCUCGAAAAUUAGUUGCGAUGCGGCUACUAGUCCAAAUCGGUUCAGUCAUAGGAGUCCGCAGAUCAACAUGCGGCUGAAUGGAUCGGAUGCAUCAACGGCUUGCAAUGAGUUGCGCAUUAGCGAUGAAAAGACCAUUACGGCAAAAACGAACGCCAGUCCCCGUCGUUUAAUAGCAACUCGCAAUGCCGCUACGAGCCCCGGCCUCGAUAAACGUAAGCAGCUGAAUCCGAAAUGUGAAUUGCAGCCGAAAAGUCCUGAUGUCUCGGUAAAAACCAUUCUUGAAAAAUCGAAUUCGCUCGGCGACUCAAAACCCUCGCGUACUCUACGAACGACUCGCAGCCUAUCGCCUCGGCCACCUGUACGCCAUCAGCAUGCCAUAACUGUAUGCGAUGAAAAUGAUAUUGUCUCAGUGAAAAUAUCCCCGAAUGAGGAAUUCGAAGAGGAGUGUGAGGCAAGGUUUCUGAAGAAAAGAUAUAAAGCCCAGAGCGAACAAACAUCUCCUAAUCUAUCAGAUCUAGGAACAACUUUUAGUUAUGAGAAUCGUGCGAACAAUAAAAGUACAGGGUGUCUGGUUUACGUGCCAUCUGAUCCUUGGAUGAAAAUGCCUGAUGCCGAAGAAUCAGCAAAACCGGAGAAGAAGAAAAGGGGUAAACAUGGGAAAUUUUCACCGGAGGUACGGUCUUUAAGCCGGGGAAACUUGGUACCACUGAACGAUGAUCCAUGGAUCUGGCGUAACAGUCCAGACUCUGCAGCAUCCAGGCCCAGAUCACCCAAGCAAGAAAUAUACCGUCAAGCAAAAUCAUUUUCUGUAACGAAAUUUGAGCUCGCUGAUAUUUCGAAAAUAACAAAAGCCUCAGCUGCUGCAAAGAGUGAGAAAACUUCGAGUGCCAAAAAUUCAAGCCGCCCCAAAUUACAACGCUGCAAGUCUCCAAUAGUGAUCGAUGAUGAGUCAGUACCAUUUCUGAACGACUCCGGGCGAACCUGUACGUGCAAUGCUGCUGCUUCCGCGGUGGAUGUUGGCAAGCAACAGCAGAAUUUACUAUCUCCUCGAAAAGACAUUGGCAACAAGGAAACUGCUUCUAAUAACCAAAAUCCUUUGAAUUGUAACACUGCAACGAAAACUUUUUUAAACGUCACUAAUUCAAAUUUGAUGCAAUCCCGCCACAGCUUCUCAUCAAUUUCUCAAAAAGAUGACGAGCUUCAGUUGAAUAUUCGUCGGCUCAGUGAGCAAAUUAAAAAGCCCAGCGAGAGCACCAUCAGCGGUACGAGUGGGCCAAGUGGCGCAGACUUUACAGACUACUUGAACCAGUUCCGCACGGUGGAGGCGCAGAAAGCUAAAGCUGCUGCGGCCGCAAUCACAUCUCGAAACUCAACUAAGAACGUACCGGAUGCCGUGCUGGAGACGACAUGCUAAAGUGGUGGCGUGCAUCUCGAGACUAUGAUAGAAUCCAAAGUGAUGUAGAAGGAAUCAAAAAGUAGUUUUAAAUUGAACCGAUCAAACUCGAUUUUAGAAGCAAUCACACCAAUAGUAGACCGUAAGAAUAUUUAACGUACUCUGAAAAUUUGUAGGAAUUUCACUAGCCGAACCAUAUCCCAGAUGGUCACCAUUCGAAUAACUUAGAUCUCGAAGAUUAUUGGAUUUUAUCAUAGGCUUGCAUGCGAGUCUGAGGUCAACCUUAACCUUAGAAGCACUUUCCUGGUUUCGCCACUCAUCAAGUGCAAAUUGCAAAUGAAAAGCAGUAUCUCCUUUUUUUAGGAUAAUCCGAUUAGGAAAUAUUACGUCUAAGCUCUUUUUUACAGUAGAAAUACAUAUAAUCGUUUUAAUUGAUUCUAAUUGUAAGGUUAGCGCUUAAUUUGUCUAGUACUUAAGUCGUUUACUGCAUUACGCAUUAUAUUGAACAAGUGACAUAAUUGGAUACAUAAGGCAAGAUGUGAAACGAGACCGAAAACUAUUACUAGCUCGUAAGAUGUUUCAACGCAAAUUGCAAUCUUUUUCACACAUUUUAGUCAACUUCUACAACUACCAACAUCGUUCUUGUGCAAUGUGUUAUUUUAUGCCGCGAAGUUGUACGUGGAGAGUCAGACCUCAUUCGCUCAUUACAAGUGAUGACGACGAUACAUAUUAUGAGAAAUGAAAAAAAA
This is a messenger RNA of Hermetia illucens (black soldier fly), 2568 nucleotides long. RefSeq lists its product as uncharacterized. The transcript has a single exon. The record is from RefSeq and is a predicted model, not a curated record. The coding region runs from base 29 to 1840 and encodes 603 amino acids. NCBI's taxonomy places the organism in Eukaryota, Metazoa, Arthropoda, Insecta, Diptera, Stratiomyidae.